ACUGGGAACACACACAACACACCAAAAAACCAAAAAAACACACACCAAACCCUCUCGGCUUCCCCCCUCCUCCUCCCCCUUCCUCUUCUCAUCCGCGGCGGCGGACUCAAGCUCAGGAGCUCACUACCGAGAAGCAUAUAUUUCAUUAGGGUUUUGGCGUCUCCGCGAGGGAGUUGACUUAGGCGGAGCCUUCGCGAUGGCGGGCACGAAGGCGGACGCCAACGCGGAAACGGGCGGCGGCGGCUCCUUCAGCGAGCAGAGGCUGGUAGAGAAGCUCGACAAGCUCAACAGCUCCGCGGCGAGCAUCCAGACGCUUUCACAAUGGUGCAUUUUUCACCGCAAGAGAGCCAGAAGGGUUGUAGACACAUGGGAAAAGCAGUUUAACAGUGCAACAAAGGAUAAGAAAAUAUCAUUCCUGUAUCUAUCAAAUGAUAUCCUGCAAAACAGCAAACGCAAGAGAGGAGAAUACGUGAAUGAGUUCUGGAGGGUUCUACCUAUAUCACUGAAACAUGUCUACGAAAAUGGGGAAGAAGGAAAGAAAGUGGUGGCGAGAUUAAUAGGAAUUUGGGAUGAAAGGAAGGUUUUUGGGACCCGUAUUGAAAGUCUGAAAGAUGACAUUGUUGGUGACAACCCUCCUACAUUGGAUAACAAUGGGAAUAGUUCAAAUCCUAGCUCUAAUCCCUCCUCAAAUUCCAAAGCUGCACGGAAGGAUUCCAGUACAAUAGUAAAAAAACUGACUGUUGGUGGCAUGCCUGAAAAGAUUGUAACUGCAUACCAAUCUGUGCUUGAUAAACAUUUUGAUGAAGACACAGCUUUGAACAAAUGCAAGAGUACUGUUGGUGUUUUGGAGAAGAUAAAUAAAGAUAUAGACGAUGCUUGUACCCAUGGUAUUCAGCCAGCAUCAUCAUUGAUUUCCGACCUUCAAGAACAGGAAACAACCCUAAAGCAGUGCAUUGAACAACUUGAAAGUGUCGAUACAAUGAGGAUGUCCCUGAUCAAUCAAUUAAAAGAAGCCCUGCGCGAACAGGAGAUGAAGUCGGAGCUUCUUCAUGAUCAGUUGCAAGUUGCUCGAAUGGAGGAUGAACGUGCCGUGCAACUAAGACAACGACAUGGCGGUGCCCUUGUCAUGAAUGGUGCAGGAUCUAGCUCAAGUCCACUCAUGAUUACUCCUCCAGAGCAAACAGCUCCCCAGUUACAACCACUGCAUCCAGCAACCUCACUUCCCACCGCAGUCAGUGCAGUGGGUGACGAGCCCAAGAAAACAGCAGCAGCUAUGGCAGAUAAGCUUGCAUCUUUGUCAGCACCUGAGCUGUCCUCCAUUUUCUCAUCCUUUAUUGCUGAGCAAGCUGCUUCCAUGAAUAAUGGAUCGCCUUCUGGAGAACUCUCUGCAGGACCACCAGGCUUCCAGAUUGAAAAGAGGCCUAGGCUUGAGAAAUCCAUGCAGGCAGGUGACAGGGUUGCUCCUCCCAUUUUUGGGCAAUUAACACAGGUGCAACAACAGAUUGGAGCAGUACCUACUUCUCUUGGAGGCACACAGCCACCAACACAACCAAACCAAGCACCUGGCCCAUUUCCACCUCCACCGCCAUUGCCAUCUCUAUUGCCACCACUUCUGCAACAAUUUGGUCAAAGUACUGGAGGAAUGAUCGGAAUGGGACCUUUCGGGAUGAUGGCUGGCUCUAUGCCACCUCCGCCCCCAUUGUCUAACAUUCUGCCAGCAGGUUUUCCAAGACCAAGUGGGCCACCGCCUCCACCUCCGCUUCCACUAGCUCAGAACCAACCCCAGCAACAGCAGUGUCCUCAGGCACCACAGCAGUCGCCGACAUCAGCUGGAUUCUUUCAAUCAUCAGGCAUUGGGUUCUUCCCACCGGUGCAGAUGCAGCAAUCUCCGUCUGUCCAACGACAGUGAUUCAACAGUAUUCAUCAAGGCUAUAAAGACCGCACCUUGUGCUAACUUUGUAUAUUCAAUAAUAAUCCCCAAUAUUAAGCUUUUACUUGACUGGUCCUGCAAUUGAAGCAGGAUCAAUGCUCACGAAUCGUAAAGAUUUGUAGAAUAGGCAUGUGGCUUUUGUGAUGUAUAACUGUUCCUUUUGGUCUGAGGAGUUUGUUUUAACUCUCCCUGGUCAUGUGAAGUAGUUAGACUUACUUCUUCUUUGUACUGCUCCUUAAUUAGUCCCGAGGCAAACAAAUAGUGAUACUGACAUUGUUGCUUAAGUGUUGCCCAAUGCUAGAACAGUUUUAGGGUUCAAAGAGUUGUAGAACUUACUGGUCAUAGUCUCAUAGAUAUGGUGUGAACCGCAAAUAUUUGUCCUGUUCAAAUUUAUUUAUUAUCAUUUUUAUUAUAA
Messenger RNA from Phragmites australis (common reed), 2345 nucleotides. RefSeq lists its product as uncharacterized. Bases 197 to 1909 code for a protein of 570 amino acids. Gene Ontology annotation, molecular function: RNA polymerase II complex binding. Gene Ontology annotation, biological process: mRNA 3'-end processing. Gene Ontology annotation, cellular component: RNA polymerase II, holoenzyme. The transcript is spliced from 8 exons. Lineage: Eukaryota; Viridiplantae; Streptophyta; Magnoliopsida; Poales; Poaceae. The record is from RefSeq and is a predicted model, not a curated record.